Parnassius mnemosyne (clouded apollo) is the source of this 1452-nucleotide messenger RNA. The record is from the annotation of a GenBank genome assembly. NCBI's taxonomy places the organism in Eukaryota, Metazoa, Arthropoda, Insecta, Lepidoptera, Papilionidae.
AUGGCAUCACAAUGUCAAUUUUACGUAUUACGGAAAAAACGGCUUUGUCGCAUGACAGUACGACCUGGGAAACAAUUCUGUGGUGAACAUGAACCUCACCCAAUGACUGAUGAUGGUCAAGAUGACCCUCGUAUUCCAUGUCCAAAUGAUCCAAAACACACAUGCUAUGCAAGCAAACUACAAAAACAUCUCUCGAUCUGCAAUGCACGUCAACGUGAGGAGCCAGAAUACAUAGUUAGAAAUAUCAAUGUGUCUCCAAUGACUGAUGUGAGUACAAGGCGACCUCUAAAUGAAUACGCCCCAUAUGAAAUACAUAAAGUUAUUGAUAAAGUCAACUUACUGUAUAACGAUCAUGUGGCGGGUAAUAUUGAGACCAUCCCUGAAAAGCCAAUACAUGAAACAGUAUUAGAGGAGUUUUCCACUCCUGGACGGACUGAGAGUUCUUUACGACAUUUAAGACAAGCUUCUAGUAUACUGUAUUUGGUUGAGGCUGCUGGACUGGUGCAUGAUAAGACUUGUUAUGUGGAAUUAGGUGCUGGAAAAGGUCAACUAUCGUUUUAUGCUUCUAAUGCUUGGUGCAAUGAAACUAAUGGAAGCUGCGUGCUCUUAAUCGACCGUGCCUCUCUUCGCCACAAGCGUGACAACAAGCUGCGCUCGCAGCCCGGCGUUGCUCGUCGACUGCGAGCAGACUUGGCCCACUUAGUACUGGACAAGGCUCCUGGCGUGCUGGAGUGCGAUAGUGUUGUGGGACUGGCGAAACAUUUGUGUGGAGUCGCCACCGACUAUGCGCUGCGAAGCGUGGUGGGACACUCGUGCAGCAAAACAGUGGGGGUGGUAAUGGCCACGUGUUGCCACCAUCGGUGCGAGAUAAAUGCGUAUGUCGGAGAAUUGCAGGAAUUAGGCAUAUCCAGCGAUGAAUUCAACAUAAUGUUGGGCAUCGUGUCGUGGGCGACAUGCGGUGACGGUCGCAGUCGAGAGCAACGGAAAAAUGACACGCAACUUGACCUUCAAACCAACAAAUAUUUAUCCGGCUCGAAGGACCACCAGGGAGGAGUUACGGAAUAUGAUGCAAACAACGAAACUAUGGACUAUUUGAAAGUAGCUGUAGAUACUGACACAAAGCAACAAGAAAAUAGCCAAAAUGUCUAUAAUUUGUGCGAUGAUAACGAAAGGAAAGUCUUUCGGCCGGAAACAAAAGUAGAUCAAAAAGAUCGUGAAAACAAAUCUGAAAUGAAUAUUAAUCAAGAGACUGACUUGGAUGAUAUUUCGAAAAAAAGUGUAAACCUAGAUCAAAAAUCGAAAGAGCUUGUUGGACGACGUGCCAAGGCUUUGUUAGAUUGGGGCAGAGUUCUUUUCCUCAGAAAGCAUGGCUUUGUGGCUCACUUGUGCUACUUUGUGCCACAAGUUGUCUCGUUAGAAAAUAUUUGCAUCGUAGCUACAAAGUAUGCUUAA